GCGCACUUCGUCAGCAGUGAGAUGGGCAGAGAUGCACACAAAUAGAAAGAAAAGUAAGGCAUGGGGGUCUCACGAAAUUCAUUACCUUUCAAAAAUUCAAGAGAGAGUGAUGUGACAUAGGACCAGAUUCAUCGAUUUUUUACUUUCACACUGCGUCAAGAUGGGCUCUUGUUGGGCUCUCCUCCAACACAAAAGAGUUGUUUAAGCAGACAAAAGGAGAGGUGUUUGGAGAUAAAAAGCUUUUGGAGAUUCAGAAGGCAAGCAAGUCUCUCUCUCUGUGUUGUAUUGGUCAGCUUCUCUCCCUGUUUUCUCAGCACAAGGUUUCUAUAAUGGAGGAAGGAGGAGGAGAAGAAGAAGAAGAAGUGACAACAACAACAACAACAACAAAAAGUGAUGAAAAGAAAACAAAGUUUCAGAGAAUAUGUGUGUUCUGUGGCAGCAGAGCAGGUUACAAGUCUUCAUUUGCUGAUGCUGCUUUUGAGCUUGGUAAACAAUUGGUGGAGAAGAAGAUUGGUUUAGUGUAUGGAGGAGGAAGUGUAGGUCUCAUGGGUUUGAUCUCUCAAACUGUGUUUAAUGGAGGUUGCCAUGUUUUGGGAGUGAUUCCAGAAGCUCUUAAGCCUCAUGAGAUAUCAGGAGAUACCAUUGGAGAAGUGAUUACUGUUACUGAUAUGCACCAAAGGAAAGCAGAAAUGUCAAAACAUGCUGAUGCCUUCAUUGCACUUCCUGGUGGUUAUGGAACCAUGGAGGAAUUGCUAGAGAUAAUAGCCUGGUCUCAACUAGGAAUCCAUGAUAAACCAGUGGGACUGCUAAAUGUAGAUGGAUACUAUAACAGCUUACUUGCUCUGUUUGAUAAAGGAGUAGAAGAAGGUUUCAUAGAGGCUUCUGCAAGGCAUAUUGUGGUCAUAGCAAACACACCACAACUACUCCUCACAAAAAUGGAGGAGUAUGCCCCAGUCCAUGACAAGGUUGCACCCAAACAAAGUUGGGAAGUGGACCAGUUACUAAACUCUGCUACUACAAGUGGGGAACCCCCUAACAAAUCUUAGAUCCUAAUCAAAACCCAUCUUUUGUGUGAAUACAAACAUGUAUUUAUCUAUAUCUAUAAACAUCUGUAUGUGAAGGUUAUAUCUUAAUCAAGAUGAAAAAGACAACCCAAAUCUCUCUCUC
Molecule: messenger RNA, 1167 nt
Organism: Tripterygium wilfordii
Lineage: Eukaryota; Viridiplantae; Streptophyta; Magnoliopsida; Celastrales; Celastraceae
Product: cytokinin riboside 5'-monophosphate phosphoribohydrolase LOG1-like
Exons: 7
Coding region: 330-1046 (238 amino acids)
Biological process (GO): cytokinin biosynthetic process
Cellular component (GO): nucleus; cytosol
Molecular function (GO): hydrolase activity, hydrolyzing N-glycosyl compounds
Source: RefSeq, a predicted model, not a curated record